Molecule: messenger RNA, 2432 nt
Organism: Sorex fumeus (smoky shrew)
Lineage: Eukaryota; Metazoa; Chordata; Mammalia; Eulipotyphla; Soricidae
Gene: NOCT
Product: nocturnin
Exons: 3
Coding region: 546-1763 (405 amino acids)
Biological process (GO): circadian rhythm
Molecular function (GO): poly(A)-specific ribonuclease activity
Source: RefSeq, a predicted model, not a curated record
GCGCCCGAGACCCGACCCCCACGCGGCCCCGGGACGCCGUCGGGGCGCGCUCGGCUCUCCGGGACGCCCCCCGCGCUGGGCCGCGGCCGGCCCGGGUUCCGGGGCGCAGGGUGGGCGCCCCGGCGCGGCGCACACGUGUCCCGGGGGCCCCGGCCCCGCCAGCGCCUCCCGACUCCCAGGCUCUGGGCGCUUCCAUCGCACCCACGGGCGGGGGGGGACGCGUCCCCGCGCGGCGGCUCGCCGGGCUCAGCGCGGCUCGGGACCCCCGCGGCCUCCCGGCGCCCGCCCGCCCGGGGGUCCGCGCCCAUCGCCGGGGAGGGACCGGCGGGCAUCGGGGCCCCCGCGCGCGCCCACCGCGGGCGCCGGGAUCCCGCGCGCCCCCCGCGCCGCGCCGCCGCUGGUAGCGCCCGCCCGGUCGGCGCGCGGCCCGCGACCCGCCCGCGGCAGUCGGUGCCGCCGCCCGAGCCGCCGCGCAGCCCCCCGGGACCCGCGCCCGGAGCCCCCGAGCCCGGCCGCGGCGGUUGGCGCGGCGGCGCCCGCCCGGCAUGUUGCAGAGCCCGCGGCGCCUGUGCUCCGCGCUGCUGCGGCCCGACGCGCCGCGCCCGCGCCGCCGCCCGCCCGCCCGCCGCCCGCCCGCCGCGAGCGCCGCCGCCCCGCCAGUCACUCCCAUGGGCAGCGGCACGAGCCGCCUGUACAGCGCCCUCGCCAAGAGCCUGCCCGGCGCGGCAGCCCAGCACCCGGCCUACCUGGUGGCGCCCGAGCCGGAGCCGCCGGAGCCGCUGGAGCCGCAGGAGCUGCUGGCCGAGUGCAGGGCCGUGCUGCAGGGCCGGCCGCCCCGCUGCCGGAGGGACUUCGUGGCCGCGCGGACGGACAGGCCCAGCCGGCACCCGCCCAUCCGCGUCAUGCAGUGGAACAUCCUGGCACAAGCGCUCGGGGAAGGCAAGGACAACUUCGCACAGUGCCCGCUGGAGGCGCUGCGUUGGGAGGAGCGGAAGUGCCUCAUCCUGGAGGAGAUCCUGGCCUACCAGCCGCACAUCCUGUGCCUGCAGGAGGUCGACCACUACUUCGACACCUUCCAGCCGCUGCUCGGCCGCCUGGGCUACCAGGGCACCUUCUUCCCCAAGCCCUGGUCCCCGUGCCUGGACGUGGAGCACAACAACGGCCCCGACGGCUGCGCCCUCUUCUUCCUGCAGAGCCGCUUCCGGCUGCUGGACACGGCCAACAUCCGGCUGACGGCCAUGACCCUCAAGACCAACCAGGUGGCCAUCGCGCAGACCCUGGAGUGCAAGGAGUCCCGGCGGCAGUUCUGCGUGGCCGUCACCCACCUGAAGGCGCGCACGGGCUGGGAGCGCUUCCGCUCGGCCCAGGGCUGCGACCUCCUGGAGAACCUGCAGGCCAUCACGCAGGGGGCCAAGCUGCCACUCAUCGUGUGCGGGGACUUCAACGCCGAGCCCAGCGAGGAGGUGUACCGGCACUUCGCCUCGUCCAGCCUCAACCUGGACAGCGCCUACAAGCUGCUGAGCGCCGACGGGCAGUCGGAGCCGCCCUACACCACCUGGAAGAUCCGCACGUCGGGCGAGUGCCGGCACACGCUCGACUACAUCUGGUACUCGCAGCAGGCCCUGAGCGUGCGGGCCGCGCUGGCCCUGCUCACCGAGGAGCAGAUCGGACCCAACCGCCUGCCCUCCUUCAACUACCCCUCGGACCACCUGUCCCUGGUCUGCGACUUCAGCUUCAACGACGAGCCCAGCGGACGCCUGUAGGCGCCCGCGCCCGGCAAGACCCGCGCCUCCCUCCGGGAGCCUGGCGGGCUUGGGGGGCCCCCCCGUCAAAACCGUUGCCAUUAAAGCCUCCGGCUCCUGACGCGGGCCUGGCCCUCCGGGUGUGCGUGCUUUGUGUCCUCUCUCGCGGGGCCGCCUGGGGGUCCCCGGCGGGCUCCUCCCACGCUUCGUGUGUGAGCUGCCCCCCCAUCCCCCACCCCGCGUGCCGACGCCCCAUCCAAAGAGGUGCCUGCCCACGUGCCCCCCACCUCAGCCCGGCCUGCCCGCGUCUCUCGGUGGGGUUGGGGAAUGUCAACCAGACACGCAUGGCGAUAUUUAUUUUUUAUAUCCUCGUGUAAAAAAUUAAAGAAACUAGCAUCAUGAACACUGGAGAGCCACGCGGAACCCGAGGUGCAGAGUGAUCUGUGGAGGCCCGCCCGCUCUCUCCCGGGAGCUCUCUCUCAGCAGCCCCGAGCGGGCCCAGAGGGGUGCGUUUGCUCCUCCGAGGGGACUCUGUCUUGGGGUAACCUCAUCUGCCUUUCCUAAGUCGUCGUCAUCGUCGAGCUCAGGCACCCCCCGUGUCCACGUACGGCCACACAGAUCACAGGGAAUUGGGUUCCGGCCCGUGAGCGUGUACAGUCUGACACUAAUAAAUGACCCCUUCAAGCUCGA